AUGAAGGGCGGGGCCACGGAGCCCGGGGUGAACGCCAACAAGGUCGACCUCAACAGCGCGCCCGUGCAGACCCUGUACGCCAACGCGGGCAGCUGGCUGCUGGACGAUCUGUACCGCAACCAGGGUCCCAUCCAGUUUGAGGGGCCCAGCGCUGAGGCGCGCCCCAUCACGCUGACCAUGGAGGACCACAGCUACGUGGAGCAGAUGCACACGCUGCACAAGUACCUCGACCAGGUCAGGGAGCUGGUGAAGCCAGGGUGCGCCCCCGAGGCGCUCAACACGGCGCUGUCCUCCCUGGCAUCGCUCACCCACGUGCUCACCAUCCUCACCGGCCCCGGCUCCUCCUUUGCUGCCCCCGACCCCCUCCCCUCGCCCCGCGUCUCCUAUGUGGUUGGCAUGUGGAAGUAG
This is a messenger RNA of Closterium sp. Yama58-4, 408 nucleotides long. The record is from the annotation of a GenBank genome assembly. Lineage: Eukaryota; Viridiplantae; Streptophyta; Zygnematophyceae; Desmidiales; Closteriaceae.